Messenger RNA from Fonsecaea pedrosoi CBS 271.37, 1686 nucleotides. RefSeq lists its product as uncharacterized. The record is from RefSeq and is a predicted model, not a curated record. Bases 1 to 1686 code for a protein of 561 amino acids. Gene Ontology annotation, biological process: regulation of DNA-templated transcription; response to xenobiotic stimulus; DNA-templated transcription. The transcript has a single exon. NCBI's taxonomy places the organism in Eukaryota, Fungi, Ascomycota, Eurotiomycetes, Chaetothyriales, Herpotrichiellaceae. Gene Ontology annotation, molecular function: zinc ion binding; DNA-binding transcription factor activity, RNA polymerase II-specific; DNA binding.
AUGCUGGGUGAGUCCUUGCGCAAACGGGCCAAAACGGCCUGUCGACCUUGCAGGGAGCGGAAAAGGAAGUGCGAGGGUGGGAUUCCUUGUUCAGCCUGCAGACACUUCGAGUACAAUUGCGUCGUCGAUCGACGACCCCGGUCAAGCAGUGUUUCUAGGCGAACGCUCGAUCGUGGGGUUCGAUCCAGCGUUUCGUCCCCACCGUCCGAAACCGAUCAACCCCAGCACAUUCACGACCAACGAAAUGCGCCCGUACGGACUGAGCAAACACAGCUCCGCUCAUUGGAGGCGAAUUCGGGCGCGGUAUUUGCUCGGAAUCUUGGUCUGACAGCUGAUUCGACGCGCCUUAAGCGGCUACAGCUUUCGGCGUGGAAUCUAGGAUUGAGAGAUGAAGGGACACCCGCUGAUGUUGUUCCGAGACCGAUCGUCGAAACCAUCAGCCUGAGCGAGAUGGAAGCCUUGGCCACCGUCUACUUUAAAGAAAUCCAUGCUGUUUACGGAUUUCUGGACGAGAACAGUGUUCGGAGGCUGAUAGCCACGCGCUGGUAUGACAACGCCACUAUGCAAUCAUACGACUGUGUCGAUUCUGUCCUCUGCGGAAUUGCCGCCCUAGGCUGUGUGUUCUCCAAACAGCCGUUGAGCCUCGAAAUGCAGCUUGCCAAAUCCGCCCAGACUGCUCUAGCACAGUCUGUUCUACUCCCUACCCCAUCCACGGAUGAUGUCGUGGCCUGGUUACUUCGGGUCAUGUACCUGAGGCUGACCGCCUCGCCCCAUAUCACCUGGAUGGCGACCUGUACGAUGAUGCAUGUCCUGGAAGCUGCCCGCCUACACUUUGACGAGGGUGACGAGCCGCUACCCUCGAGCAACGGCGGAGAAGGAGGCCGAGAGAGCCGUCGGAGGAUCUACCUAGUCGCCCAGCUGUUCAAUAUCUGGAUUUCGUUUGACUGUGGCCGAUCCAGGGUCGAACUUCGGGGUGCCUCGUGUCAGCUCCCGUCGCCCGACCCUGGCGGCAUCAAACCCGAGCUACUCGAACUCUACUUAGUCUCGGAGAUUCUCUCCCCCGACAAAUACCAGACUGUGCCCGAGCUGGAGAACCUGUUGCGAAGGGCCCUCGACGUGAAGUCCGCGCAGCCCAUGCUGGUGCUGGUACAGUGUAACGUGAUGCUUUGCAUAUACCGUCGACUGCGGGUGCAAGGGUCAAGUCCCAACACGGAGACCCUAGAGCGGAUGCUGUCGGCUUUGUCCAAGGCCGUCGACGCCGCUCGCGUGCUGCUAAGAACCGAACGGCCUUGGUGGCACGUCGCCAACGUGACCUUCCAAGCGGCCUGCGCCCUUCUCGCCAUCGACACGAGCCUGUCUCUCGCCCAACUCAUCCAGCCCCUCAAGGCUCUCGAAGACGUCAGCGCACAUUACAAGACGAGCGCGACGCGGGAGGCCUACGACGCCGCGCGCGUGCUGGUCGGCGUUCACCGCAAACGCAAGGAACUCGACAUCGCCAGACUCGACGGCGUGCUCCAGGAAUGUCAAUCGCACAAUAUCCCAGACUCGAAUGACAACGACAUCGACACCACAGGCAACGGCGACCAAUGGUAUCAUCAUCCUGCGAUGCCCGCGUCCCUGGGCACCAACCGGAUGGGACUGGGCGAGCUUGAGUGGGAGCAGUUUUUCAACCUAGAUCUUCCCUGA